CUGCGGAGAGCUAAAGCAUGUAGAACAGCAGCAAGAAGGUCCGAGUUUCCUCCUGCUCUUUAUCAUGAAGUUUCUCCUCCUCCUCAGUGUGUGUGUUGCUCUGGCUCGGGCCAGUUCUGAUUACGAUGAUGAAAAUGAUGCAGAAGUAAAAACAACACAGCCCACAACUGAUUUCAAAGAUCCUCGAGGUCACAGGCCUCAGAACCGAGGGCGUGAAGUUUACAUACCUGUCGCUGCUCCACCUCCCGUUAGUGGACGAGGACGUUAUGGACCUAGACCCACUGCGACCACAGACAGAAAUCUUCAGGAGGAGAAGAAGGAAAUUCCUGACAGCGGAGGAUGUGUUCACGCCUCAGAGACAAUGGGUGUCCUCUGUCCCACAGGCUGUGAGCUGAAGACAGCUUUACUGAAGCAGGAGCGUGACAUUAAACCCACCGUGGCUCUGCUGAAAAGAGACGUGGAAUCUCUGUCACAGACAUCCAACUCUGUGUACAGAUACGUGGAGGAGCUGAGCUCAGAGAUCACCGAGAGACAGAGGAUCAACAACGGUAAUGACGAGUUGGUCAGUCAGUACACAGAUGACCUGGAGGUCCAGCACUCGUAUGUGAAAGAAUCAGUGGACAUCACAUUUCCACAAAACAUUAAAAUCCUGCAGGCAGUUCUGGAGAAACUGCGGGACAAGAUCCAGCGUCUGGAGAAGGCGGUCACUGACCAGAAGGCGAAGUGCACUGAGCCAUGUGUAGUGUCCUGCCCCGUUCCAGUCGUCUCCGGAAAAGACUGUGAGGAUGUUUACAGGAACGGAGGAGAGAGCUCUGAGAUGUAUUUUAUUCGCCCAGAAGCCUCACAAGCACCAUACAAGGUCUACUGCGACCAGACAACACAGAACGGAGGCUGGCUGCUCAUACAGAACCGACUGGACGGCAGCGUGGACUUUGGCCGGCGAUGGGACGAUUACAAGAGAGGUUUUGGAAACGUGGCAUUUGAUGUUGGGAAAGGUUUCUGCAACACUCCUGGUGAGUACUGGCUCGGUAAUGACCGCAUCAGUCAGGUCACUAAGACGGGUCCAACUGAGGUUCUGAUCGAGAUGCAGGACUGGGCAGGCACGAAGACGUACGCUCAGUACCAGCAGUUCACUGUACAAGGCGAGGCCUCCAACUACAUCCUGGCAGUGGACAAAUAUUCUGGCACAGCAGGAAACACCUUCCUCACCGGGGCAACAGAGCUGUUGGGUGUAAAUCGUACCAUGACCAUCCACAAUGGCAUGAUGUUCAGCACCUACGACAGAGACAAUGACCGCUGGGAACCUGGUGACCCGUCCAAGCAGUGUGCUAAAGAAGAUGGUGGUGGCUGGUGGUACAACUCCUGUCAUUCAGCCAAUCCUAACGGCCGAUACUACUGGGGCGGAGCUUACACGAAAAAAAUGGCCAAGCACGGUACAGACGAUGGCAUCGUGUGGAUGAACUGGAAGGGCUCGUGGUACUCGCUCAAGGCCAUCAGCAUGAAGAUCAGACCUUUCUUUGCUGAGAGUUAACACACACACACACACACACACACACACAGACAGACACACUUUUACUGUGUGAAAAAAGUACUCUUAUAAUAAAAAAGGAAAAAAGAUGAAAAAGAUGUUGAUGUCGAUGAAAUAUGAAGAUAAGAAGAACUGCAUCCUGUCAGUAAAGCUGUUGAUGUGGAAAAUAAAAGUGUGUGAACUUUA
This is a messenger RNA of Hemibagrus wyckioides, 1714 nucleotides long. It is a transcript of the gene fgb, whose product is annotated as fibrinogen beta chain. NCBI's taxonomy places the organism in Eukaryota, Metazoa, Chordata, Actinopteri, Siluriformes, Bagridae. Gene Ontology annotation, molecular function: signaling receptor binding. Gene Ontology annotation, cellular component: fibrinogen complex. The transcript is spliced from 8 exons. The coding region runs from base 65 to 1531 and encodes 488 amino acids. The record is from RefSeq and is a predicted model, not a curated record. Gene Ontology annotation, biological process: blood coagulation; platelet activation; protein polymerization.